This is a messenger RNA of Pararge aegeria (speckled wood butterfly), 4578 nucleotides long. RefSeq names its product WASH complex subunit 2 (gene FAM21). Lineage: Eukaryota; Metazoa; Arthropoda; Insecta; Lepidoptera; Nymphalidae. The transcript is spliced from 13 exons. The record is from RefSeq and is a predicted model, not a curated record. Bases 170 to 4498 code for a protein of 1442 amino acids.
ACUGCGAGUGCGUACACAAAAUUCAUAAUUACUUUUUUGUUUUGUUAAUGAUUUAGUGGUAAUUUAGAAAGUUUACAGUUAUUUUUCACCGAGUGCACUACUUUAGAAACUUUCUAUAAUACGAAUUGUAAUGUGAAGUGUCAUAUAAAUCGUCGGUAGUCUGUUCAGGAUGGAGGGAGACACAGAGUCCCUUCGUAAGGCAGCUCCGCACUGGAGCCUAGAUGGAGACAAUCAAUUACUGGGAAUGUUGCAGAAGAUACAUCAGAAAAUAAUGACAAAAUGUGAGGAAGCAAAUAUGAAGUUGGAUGCCAUGGUAGAUGCACUGGAUAAUGCAAGCAUAGAUCUGCAAAAUGUAAAUAAUAAAUUCAUGGCUUUGAGCAACAAUCAAUUUGUGGAGAGCAGAGUUUAUGAUGAUGAUGUUGAUGUUUCGACUGAAGUUAAUAUAUCCAAGUCUGAACCUCCAGUAGUGGAAGCAGAGAGUGAAAUAACAAAACUAAAACGUAGUUUGGCGAGGUUAGAGCAAAUGCAUGAGCCUAUCCACAUAUUGGACAGUGACAGUUCAGAUGAUGAGGAUGAUGGUCGAAUAAUAAUGAAACCGAAAAAGGUGUAUGCACAUCGUCCUCUACCUUACAUCAUUGGCACACAAGAGUGGAAAAAUAAGUGGCAUGCAGGUCUCGUUCAAGAGGAGAGUGACAGUGACAGUUCAUUAUCGAAACACGAUAACAUACCUGCCGAAGAAUAUUCCGAAUCUGAACCGGAAACUGUACAGACGGAUAAACUUGAACGUCGAACGAUAUCAUCGUCGUCAAUGGAAUCUGAGAUGACAUCACAACCGCCAGCGAGCAGUCAAAUUGUAAAGCAACCAGCGAAGCCCGCAGACAUUGCAGCCGAAUUAGCGCGGCGGCUUGGUGGACCUGUACAAUUGCCCGCUAGUGAACCUGUCGAUAUACAUGCACCUCCCGAACAGACUUCGGAAAAAGUUUAUAGAGUCGAAAAGCCUGCACCUACUACAAUUUUUUCCGACGAACCACCUCCUCUAGACGACUACCAGUCCUACAAAUCAGACUAUACGGAUGACGACGAUAUAUUCGCAGAGUUGCAUAGGAAGCCUAAUCCCGAUAUUAAUAAGGAUCAGAAUCGCGUGGCUAAUGAUUUGUUCGGAGGGCUCAGUGAUAACAUCGUCGAUGAUUUAUUUGGUGAAGAAACUCGUGAUAAUGAUAUAGGAAACGUUGUGGAUUAUCAGGAUGUUAAACCAAGUGCCAGUGGAAGUCCAAAAACACCUGUAUUCGAAGAAGGAGUGCAAUCAAAAACAGUUGCUGAAAAUCCAAAACCUAAACCCAGACAAAUAGAAACCAAAGCAGAGACUGAGGGUGCUGUUAAAAAACCAGUCGGUGGAAUAUCUCUGUUUGGAACGAUUAAAGGUGCUGAGAACAUUGGUGCCGCAAUUUUGAAGAGGAAUCAAGGAAAAUCUUCCUCUUCCGAAGGAGAUACUCGCAAUGUUAUGGAAAAUAAGCUAAAAGUUCCUAAUGCUUCGAUAUCUAAAGAGGAACCAGUGAAUAAAAUUAUCGAAGACCUAUUUAGCAAACCUACAAAGAAAAAAACGAUAAAAGAAGAAAUAAUAAGCAAAAAAGAGCCUGAAAAAAUUACUUCUAAAGAUAAAGUAGAUCUGUUCAGUGAUAACCUUUUUGAUGAUAUAGAUGAUAUUUUUACAACAAAUAUUGUUAAAAAACCUAAAGACAAUAAACCCCAAAAAUCCAUAUUUGAUGAUGAUGACCUAUUUGCUGAUAUAACCUUAAAGAAGCCUGAUAAGCAUAAUGAUAAAAGUGAAAGAAAGAGUAUUUUUGAUAAUAAUGAUGAUUUAUUUGGCGAAAAUAAUAACUCUUUAAAGACUGAAGUUAUAAUUUCUAGUAAUCCUAUAAAUGUAGAUAAACAUGAUAUGAUAGCUGAAGAGAGUGUUAAAGUAAAUAUAGAAAGUGAUAAAAAGGCAAAAGGAACAGAAAGUAAAGGUUUAUUUGAUGAUGACAGUGAUGAUGAUCUUUUUUCGGGCGUCAAAAUGGCUGGUGAACUUCAUAAUCCCCAAAAAUCUACUAUUGAAAAUAUUAAACACGUAAAUUUUACUAGAAAAAAUUAUAGUAAUGAAACUCUCAGUACAGAAACAAUAAACAAUGAAGAAAAUAAAGAAGUUAGCACAAGUCAUUUAAACCCAGUAAGAUCAAACUCUCAUGUAGAGAGCCCGUCUCUUUUCGAUGACAAUGAAUUCGAUGAUUUAUUUAGUGCGCAAACAAAACCUAGUAAGUUGAGUGAAAAAACAUUAGAUAAAAAUAAUCAUGUUAUUGAAAAUAAGGAAAAAAGUAAAACUAUAGAUAACGACGAAACAGCGAGACCAAGAAAGUUAGAAAAUGAAGUUUUAGAAUCACUUCAUACCAUUGAAAAAGAUAAUGUAGUGGCAGCUAAAGUACGCAAUAGUAGUAUUACAAAUGAAAUAGGAAAAUCUGAAACGUCACAACCUGAAGAAGAUGUGAUAAAUGACACAUUAGACAAAACUCAUACUAGAACUUCAUAUUUUACAGAUCUCGAUGAUAUUUCAAAGGAAAACGCCCAUUCAAAACAUUUAGAAACUUUACAUAAAGAUGGAACUAAUAUUCCACCAUCAGAUAUAUCACCAGAAGUGCUAACAUCGGAACCUGUUGGGCCAGACAUAUUGAGUGACAUAUUUAUAGAUACUCCUCCUGCCUUUGAAAAACCCCUAGAACCAAAGAAAAGUAAAAACGUUAAUGCUUUGUUCGAUGAUGAUUCUGAUGAUGAAGCGUUGUUUUUUAAGAAGAAUGAAGCAAUAAGCGAUGAAAAACCAGAGCUGAAUUGUAGUAGUGACAGGUUUAGAAUUUUUCAUGAUGAGCCGCCUGAAAUUGAUGCCACUUUUUCUCAGACACCUUCAAAAAUCACCCCAAGUUUGGUUAGUGAAUUACCCGGUAGUGAAUUAUUUGGAAGUUCACAUAAAUCUCAGGAACCAGAAAAAAUCGAUGUGAGCAAUAGCGUUAAAGAUUUUAAUGAAUAUCAUAUCGAUCUAAGUAAAGAAAAUAAAGCACCGAAUGUUGUCGAUAAUACAAAAAUAAUUGAAAAUUCUGUGGACAGUGACAAAAACCAAGAAAUCAAUGUUCCCAGACUUCUAGAAAGUUUCCAAGCAAAUACUAAAAAAGAUUUAACAGAAGUAGCAAAAGAACAGACUGAAAGAUCUGAAGAAAUGUUAGGAAACAGAGAUUUUAAUGAAGAACCUGAACCGAAAAAACCAAUAGGAAAAUUAAAACAUAUGAAUUUUAAUAUAAACGUGAAUACUUUGCUUCCCGGGGCGUCUUUAAAAAAAUCAAUAACAAACGAAGAAACCGAUGGGGUCCGAAUAUCAACAAAAAGUAAUGAAGAAUUACAUAUACAUAGUCCUGAAAAAAAUGAAACUAAAAUGGUGAAAUCCGUUAGCUUUGACGGUGAUCCAGAGUCUGAAGUUCUCGAUAAUAAAUACUCAAAACAAAGAGCAAAAAUUCAAGUCAAACGUCGCCCAUCUUCUCGAAGGGCUCGAUUAGAAGCAGUUAGGAAAUCACGUAUAGACCUUGCGUCAGAUUCAACAGAUAAUUCUAGUUCUCUCGAUGAACCUCCAUAUAAAGAAAUAGGAAAUAGGGAAAGUCUUGUAGACAACGUUGAUUCAACUUAUACACUAUUUAAAUCUACAAGUAGUGACACAUUAACGAUAAAUAAUACAAUAACAGUAGAUAUCACCAAUCCAACAAAUACUUCUUCUUUGCCGGAAAAGUCCCAUACUGCCACUGAUAUUUUAAUUGAUACUAAUAAUUCACAAGCCGAUGUUAAAUCAAAAGUAGUUUAUAUUUUAAAUGACGAAGACAUAUUUAAUGAUAAAAAUCCAAGAACAGGAGAAAAUAUUGAAAGUUAUAAGGCACACGACACCAUGAAUGUUCUAGAUAUCGUGGAUGAUGAUGAUGAAUUUUUAUUUAAAUCUCCUAAUAUAUCCACUUUAGGUAAAUCUUAUGAAAAUACAGCCACAUCUAGCUCAAAUUAUAAGCAAGCGGAUCCCAAAACUUCUGUUUUAGUAGAAAGUGAUAAUAAACAUAGUGGAAUUGCAAAGGAAAAAUUGUCUAAGACUAAGAAGUCAAUUUUCGACGAUCUAAGUGAUGAUGAAAAUGAAUUAUUUCGUAGUAAAAUUCCUACAGUACAAAAAAGCAAUACAUUUGAUUCUGAUAGCGAGGGUGAAUCAUUAUUCGUUAAGAGUAAAAUAAAUAGCAAAUCAAACAAUGAAGUUAAGAGAGAAACAAUGAGAGGAUCUUUAUUUGGCGAUGAGAGUGAUGACGACAGUGAUUUGUUCGGAGUGAAAGUCGGAAAAACAUCAGGGAAUGUAAGACAAAAUGCACCACCAAAACCAAAAGAAGUGCAACCUAAGACAUCAGAGCCAGUUUUUGAAGACCCUUUAUCUAUGUUUGGUGAUGACAGCUGAAAUCCGUAUGCAACUAGAGAUUAUACAAACAAAUAUUUAUUAAGUUAAUAGAGAUUAUUGGUAAUUAUCUUUAUUUAAUA